Molecule: messenger RNA, 1222 nt
Organism: Morus notabilis
Lineage: Eukaryota; Viridiplantae; Streptophyta; Magnoliopsida; Rosales; Moraceae
Product: transmembrane protein 56-B
Exons: 8
Coding region: 21-863 (280 amino acids)
Biological process (GO): lipid homeostasis
Cellular component (GO): endoplasmic reticulum; membrane
Source: RefSeq, a predicted model, not a curated record
AUUUAGUAAUUCAGUUAGAUAUGGGACUUCUAUGUAAAAUGUGGCUGGUUUCUUUUGUUUCCAUGUCAAUUUGUGUUGUGUUCUUUAUUCAAAAAAUCAGUUCUCGAGUUUGUUUGAAAGAUCAUAUUGGUUUCCUGGUUUCUGUAAACAUACUAACUUAUCCUAGACUACAGGUUUAUGAUCUAACCCAGUUACUCAGUAACUUUUAUAUCAAGAACUAUGCCACUCUUACAAAAAUCCAACAAAUUGAGUGGAACAAUCGAGGUAUCUCCACUAUUCAUGCCAUUUUCAUCACAAUUACGUCCUUGUACUUUGUGUUCUGGUCAGAUCUUUUCUCUGACAAGCGGCUUGCUGGCUUGAUCACAUUUCGAAGUUCACCACUGUCUAAUUUUGCAUUAGGGGUCUCUGUUGGAUACUUCAUUGCUGAUCUUGGAAUGAUCUUAUGGCUGUACCCCUCUUUAGGUGGAGUAGAGUAUGUUAUCCAUCACUCUCUUUCUGGAAUUGCAGUGUGGUAUUCCAUGUUUUCGGGAGAAGGACAACUUUAUACAUACAUGAUUCUCAUCUCUGAAAUUACUACUCCAGAGAUCAAUAUAAGAUGGUAUCUUGAUACUGGUGGUAUGAAGAGGUCGAUCGCAUAUCUCAUCAAUGGCGUAGUGAUUUUUUUUGCAUGGCUGGUAGCUAGAAUACUGCUGUUUGGCUAUAUGUUUUACCAUGUUUACUUGCAUUACGAUCAGGUUAUCCAAAUGCACAUUUUUGGAUAUCUCUUGGUCAUGGUGGUGCCAUCAGUUCUAGCUAUAAUGAACUUCGUGUGGUUUGGAAAGAUUCUCAGGGGAUUGAAGAAGCAAUUAGCUAAACGGCAAUAAUGGAAACCUGGGAUCCAUGCUACCUCUUCGGAAAAAUUUCUCGGGUCUCUUGUCUUUGCAAGUUUUCCGAAAUUGCUCGUCAUCUGAACAUUUUUUAGUCCUUGAGAUUUCUCUUAAUAUGAAGAAGCUGAAUAAAGAAUAAGGCCUUGAUAGGAGCGGCUUAAAGUACAAUCAAAACUGGAUGUGGAUCAUGUGGUUGGUUUUAAAAAAAGGGUGUCUUGGAUAAAAAGAAAACUGGACUAAAUGGCAUUCUUCAAGGAUCUGUCAAAAGCCAAAGUGUGGCAGAUAUCUAUUCGUAUUUGGAAUGGUUGGGCUGUGUGUGUGUGUGUGUGCGCCGUGCGUGUGUGUAUAUAUAUAGA